AUGAGCUACAAAGAGCUGUCUCUGAUGCUUCAAGUGCACAAACGGUCCCUCAAAGGCUUGGUGUUGGACACGGCAGUGGACAACAGCGGGGCGCUGACCAUUGCCAACACUGUGGGGAGGAACAACAACCUCAAGGCCCUUUGCUUGGGGACAUUUGAUUGUCGCGACGAGACCCGAAGAGAUGGACUCUUGUCUCUGAUUUCUCAGGUCUUGCGGACUCCUAAUUUAAGUCAUGACAAGAGCAGCAGCACCUCUUUGGAAUACCUGAGCCUUGUAUGCCAAGAGUUGGAUGACGAUGGGGUUCACCAGAUUGCCAAGGUUCUCGCCCAAUCAAGACUGCGAGAACUCAUGCUCUUUUUGGACAACGCGAAUGAUACGUCUAUCAGCAGCCGAGGAGUGUCUGCAUUUGCAAAUCUCUUGCAAGCCAGUGACACUAUUGAAGAAAUGAGUGUCAUUUGUAACAUUAUCGACGAUGAUGGGCUUGUUUCCAUUGCUUCUGUUUUGGAACGAAGCAAUCGAACAUUGAAAACUCUUCGUUUGCAAUGCACGAAGCCCCCCCGAGUCACGUCCAAAGGAUAUCACUCCGUUGUUCAAAUGCUCAAGAGGAAUACGGUGGUGGAAGUUUUUGAAUUGAGUCGCAGCGAAGACUCGUCACAAGACGACUCUUUGAUUGAAGUCGACGCGCCUUCCGAGAUGUUAUCUUCGGAGGAUUUCCGUUUGGAAUUUCAACGAGAGAUUGACUUUUAUUUGCGACUCAAUCAAGCCGGUAUCCGUAAUCUUCAGUUGCCGGACUUUGCUCCAAGCCAGUUUCUCGGCAAACUUGUCACGCUGCAAGAUGACUUGGAUGCUCUCUUCUAUAUGCUCUCGGCGAAUCCUUCCUUUGUUGCUUGUGGGGUAAAGGAUACAUCUCCUUAG
This is a messenger RNA of Seminavis robusta, 915 nucleotides long. The record is from the annotation of a GenBank genome assembly. NCBI's taxonomy places the organism in Eukaryota, Bacillariophyta, Bacillariophyceae, Naviculales, Naviculaceae.